Molecule: messenger RNA, 752 nt
Organism: Penaeus vannamei (Pacific white shrimp)
Lineage: Eukaryota; Metazoa; Arthropoda; Malacostraca; Decapoda; Penaeidae
Source: RefSeq, a predicted model, not a curated record
ACGCCAUUCAGUCCCUCAGCUCUGCCUUUUACUCUCAGCGAGACCAAGAAUAAAGACUGCAAGAUUAUAGUGUCAGUUACCAUAUAUCACUUGCAGAGCAGCAGUUCCUGUGUUUCCUUAGAUCAAAUGAAUAAGUCACAGGCUAUAGAAUUGCUGGGUUCAUUUCAGCAUUUUUGUUACCGCAAGAACAAAAUAGACGACUUCAGAAGAGCAGCAAAGACGAUAUAUGGCCAGGAAUGGGAUGUAGAGCUUGACUCUGGGCAAAGGAUGCAAUUUUUCUGUACAAUUUGUAACAAGAUUAUGAACCAUGUAAAGUCCAUGUGUGAUCACAAUCGAUCUGGAAGUCACUUGAAGAACAUAUGUACCUAUAAGCCACGUGGAGUGGCUCGGAAGUACUUAAACUUACGUGACAUGCUGGAGAGCACAAACGCCAAAGCCAUCGGUCUCCAAAUGGUUGAGGAGUUUUAUGUACCAGGGAAGCUCUAUUACAAGUGCAUUUUGUGUGGAUAUCAUGAAAAGAUGGAAGCCAUGUACAAUCACGUGGUUGGUACAGAACACACUGAUAAAUAUAUUAAAAUGAGAGUGGACUGUGGUACCCAUAUUAUGUCAUUAAAACAGCGAGAGGAUCUUCGUACUUUUAUAGUUAAUGAAGAAGGAAUUCGCAUUACUGACAUAAGGCAGAUAUUAGGUAAGAGAAAGAGUGAAUGUUUUUCUUUAUGAACUAGUAUGAAUGAAUAUAAAAAAUGCAGAUA